This is a messenger RNA of Chara braunii, 2221 nucleotides long. The record is from the annotation of a GenBank genome assembly. Lineage: Eukaryota; Viridiplantae; Streptophyta; Charophyceae; Charales; Characeae.
UCAGUUCGCCACUGAUUUCCGAGGACUCGAYGGCGUGGUCAAGACUUGAGGAGCUUGACCCGCUCACGAGAGAGGACUUCGCUUGGAUGCCUCUACCCUCGACCGGAACCUUGCCAAGGCCGCAUUGCAACGCCUUGAUGGCAACUCUACGCUCCUAUUUGCACGCUACAGUACCAACUCCGUUGAUGGACGACGGAGUAGCGGUUGUCGAUCUCCGCUCCUAUCUUGCGAAGAUUGACCGCGAGUACGCCAACCAAAGGUACGCCGAAACCGACGCGCCUUUGCUCUAUAUCCGCAUUCAGAUCGGAAAGGCAACCUGUAGUGCCUUGAUUGAUUGCGGAGCGUCUCGCAACUUUGUGAGCCAAGCCUUUAUGGCCCGCGCAGGUCUUGGCCCGCGCGUUCGAAGGAAGGCGCAACCUACGCAAGUUACACUCGCGGACGGCCGCACGCAAAAGUCAAUUGACCGAUGCGUCGAUGGCGUUCCGGUAUACUUUGCGCCACUUGCGUGCGAGCCGGUGUCUUUUGACAUCCUCGACACCAAGUUCGACAUGAUUCUAGACAUGUCUUGCUUGCGUAGCGCCGAUCAUCCGAUGAACUUCCAUGACCGAACCGUUCACAUCCAUGAUCGGAACGGAGUGUUAGUCCCAUGUACAGUCGCGACCCCUCACACUUCGAUUGCUUGUCACGUGGUUUCCGUUGCGAGAAUUCGCGACGUCAUUGCUCGGAAUGACGUCGAGGAGAUGAGCCUUAUAUUCUUGCAUGCUCUCCCCUCACCGGACGGACCAGCCGCGUCACCGCCGGACCCACGCAUUUCUCACCUCUUGGACAAGUAUGGAGACGUCUUCGAGGCUCCCACCGGAACGGUUCCGGAUCGGCCCAUACGUCACGGGAUCACUCUCGAGGCUGGCGCCGUCCUUCCGCGUGGAUGUAUCUACCGCAUGAGCGAAGAGGAACUCGAGGUGCUUCGCGCACAACUCGAUGACCUUCUCGACAAGGGCUGGAUUCGCCCUAGUUGCUCGCCAUACGGUGCCCCUGAUCUCUUCGUCCGGAAGAAGAACAAAGAUCUACGGUUAUGCAUCGAUUAUCGGAAACUUAACGCACAAACCGUAAAGAACGCCGGCCCUCUCCCUCGGAUUGAUGAUCUCCUUGAGCGGUUAGGCGGCGCGACGUACUUGUCGAAGUUGGACUUGAAGUCAGGUUACCACCAGAUUGAAAUCCAGCCUCAAGACCGGUACAAGACCGCGUUCAAGACGCGGACGUUGGACGAGCACAUCACACACCUUCGUGCUGUUUUGAAUYGUUUACGACUGGCCAAGUACAAAGCGAACCACGACAAGUGCGAGUUCGCCAAGCAAGAGUUUGAGUAUUUGGGCCACUAUGUUACGCCAAAAGGCAUUCGUCCCUUAGYGGACAAGAUCCAAGCCAUCGUGGAUUGGCCGGAACCCCGUUGUACGACGGACGUACGCUCUUUCAUGGGAUUGGCUGGAUAUUAUCAGCGAUUCGUCGAGUCAUACUCGAAAGUGGCAGCUCCUUUGUCGAGACUCCAGUCCCCGAAGGUGCCCUUCGAGUUCGACGACGCUGCCCGUGGCGCGUUCACUACGUUGAAGGCAGCAAUGCAAGCCGCACCUGCCCUCCAUAUAUACGACCCCACCCUACCCACCCAAGUGAUUACGGACGCGUUGAGAUACGGUAUUGGUGCGGUGUUGGAACAGUGUCACGAGGACGGUUGGCAUCCGGUUGAGUAUUUCUCCCAAAAGGUGUCUCUCGUCAACACUCUCGACGACGCUAGGAAGAAAGAGCUACUCUCGUUCGUCACUGUUCUCAAACGGUGGCGCCACUUUUUUCUCGGCCGUCGGCGUUUUAAAUGGAAUACGGACAACAAUCCGUUGACCUUUUACAAAACGCAGGACACGGUCACUAGCACGAUCGGUCGAUGGAUGUAUUACAUCGACCAGUUCGAUUUUGMCCCGUGCCACAUUCCCGGUCCCGCCAAUCGAGUUGCGGACGCCCUCUCACGACGRCCCGACUUUUGUGCCAUUGUGACCACGGCAUUCGACCUCGAUGACGAUCUGCAACCGCAGUUCGUCAAAGGCUACAAGUCCGAUCCGACUUACUCUACGCUAUAUGCAGAGCUCUCAUCGGAUCACCCGCCGGCUAGCCACUGACGGGUUCCUUCUCCUUCACACGAGAGGAAAGGACUUGUCAGUUGUGCCCCAAGAUC